Messenger RNA from Styela clava, 2632 nucleotides. Its product is annotated as solute carrier family 22 member 18-like. Lineage: Eukaryota; Metazoa; Chordata; Ascidiacea; Stolidobranchia; Styelidae. Gene Ontology annotation, cellular component: nuclear envelope. Gene Ontology annotation, biological process: transmembrane transport. Gene Ontology annotation, molecular function: transmembrane transporter activity. The record is from RefSeq and is a predicted model, not a curated record.
CCUGCGGGGAAGGGUCCAUUGAGUGGUUGUGAAGAAGGCAACUUCCAGUAACCUAACUGUUUUAUUCAGCGCGGUCUCAUAUUUAACGUACCUCAAUAUUUUAAGUUUUUAAAGAAGUUUAUACCUCCGUAGCUCUCUUGAACGCUACGUAUCGUUGAUAUCCCUCACCUCACUGCUUUAGCCUGCGCCUUAGCGAACGCAGUCGUGUGGAACGUAGGAUAAACAAGUUAUUAUUAUUUUGAUCGGGACCAAAGUGAAUGAUCAGGACUGAAUUCCAGACGAGGUGCAACGUUAUCACGGAAUACCAUAAUACAUCCUGAUUGGUUAGUCUCUUACAGUUUUAAUACCAAUAUUGGCACCGUUCUGGCUAAAACCAAGAUGGCCGAUGCCGUUAGUUCCAGCGGUAAAACUGUCCGCAUUAUAACGCAUGUCAACGUUUCCCUGUAUGCACUCUGCUUUUGGAUACAAAUUGGAACUUUACCGUAUCUCACGAAGAAACUAGAUGUUGACCCAAUCACAUUUGGAUAUCUUCAAACAACAUUUGCAACAGUUCAACUUUUAGGGGGGCCUAUAUAUGGAAGAUUCGGUGAUCUCUUCGGGAGUAAAUAUGCUCUUCUUUUGGCAUUUUUCGCUGCAUUCAUGUCUUAUUUUCUGCUAGGACUGGCUACAACUGUCUUUAUGGUGUUUCUCUCCAGACUUCCAUCAGUAUGCAUGCAUGCAAUGCACGGGGCACAGAUGGUAGUGACAGAUAUAUCUGACCCGAAUUCCAGAUCGGCUCAGCUUGGAAAACUUGGAUUAUCGUAUGGAAUUGGAAUGGUGAUUGGGCCAAUUGUCGGUGGCCUUUGUACAAAAUACGCAGGCGAACAAACUUCUGCAUUUGUUGCUGCUGCAGGGUCGGCAGUCAGCUUUGUAUUGAUUCUUCUAUUUCUUCCUGUUGAUACAAAGAUAUUUAGUCAGUUAAAAAAAGAUAUGGACAAAAAGAAUGAUGUUCCAGAGGAAGAUGAAUUGCAAACAAAUAAAAGAGGAGUUUUUGAUAUCAGUGAAAUAAUCAGAAUAGCAAUAAAGAAUCCUAAGGCUCGUGCUCUUCUAUUUAUCAAAACAGUCUCUGGAAUUCCUAUUGGAGUUUUGCACAGUAUGUUCAGCGUAUUGGCAAUCAGUCAUUUUCAUCUUUCAGCUGAAAUUAAUGGAUAUGUUUUGUCAUAUGUCGGUGUUGUUUCGAUGAUCAGCCAAGGCCUGAUUGUUGGAAGAAUAACUAAUUUGGGAUAUGGAGAAUGGUCAAUUAUAAGUGGAUCUAUCAUUACAAUAUGCAUAUCAUAUGUAUUAUUGUUGACCAUCGUCACAGAAGUAUUAUCAUUCUGCGUUGCUCUUUUUCCAAUGGUUGUAGCUGGUGCAGUGUUCACAACGGUCAUGAGUGGAAUGCUUACCAAAUCAGUGGAACCCCAAGACACAGGAACAAUGCUUGGAAUCGGCAUGGCAACAAACUCCCUGAUUCGAACUGUUGCACCAACUAUCGGUGGAUUCUUGUUGGAAAGAUAUGGAUUCUUUUCAUUUGGUGUACUUGGAUUAUUGUUUAAUGCACCUCUUGUUCUUUAUAUCGGUAGGUUUAUAUGAUUUGUUUUGCCUUGAAGAGAAUAUGUCAACUGGUACAACAAGUGCGCUAUAUUUGAAACAAUUUUUGUCUUCACAGCUGGUAUUAGAAAGGAGGUACUUUUCAAAUUUCAUUAUUUUAGUAUUUUAUUUGUUUAUAACUGCAUUAACACCAUGCAUUCAUUAAAUAUUUUAAAAUAAUUUUUUUGCUAGCAUAUGUAUGUAAGCUGUGUUGUAUGGAUUUUGCCAAAAAUGAAAACCUUAAUAAACGAAUAUCCCAGACCCAAAGUUGUUUUAUGCAUUUGUAUUUUCGUUUGGUAUUGAAAAUUGGUUAUGUCACGUUCUUAUGUGAAUUUGUUUCUUUGUAUUAUUGAUAUAGGGUCAAAAUAUGUUUUUUUGCUUGAAAUUUAUUAUAAAAAUAUUGUUCUCAAAUCUAGAGAGAUGUAUAAAAUUAUAUUUUAGACAUUUUUUUUUGUUCUCUCACCCAAAUGUUAAAUCAUGCUUUUAAUCCUUUUUCUUUUUCACUUGAAAUAUGCACAAUUUUUCACUUGUUCCAUAUUCCUGACAUUGUGCAAUUGCUUCAUUGUAUGAAUCGUUUCAAUCAGAUAUGUUUGUUGCUACUAUCUUCAAAAAAUCAGACCUAACAAAACUAUCGAAUUGAAGAAUAAUCUUUAGUAAAUCCCCAGAUAAAUUUCUUUUCGUAUUCUGUUAAACAAAAACAAGGCACCCCGAUUUUCCGCUGAAUAGUGCGAUUUCAUUUUGGAUGAAAGUGCCAGACAAUUGCUUAUAGCUAUAUUACUGUCCAACUGUCUGCUGGAUUAAUCAUCGGGCAAAAUUAACACAUGCUUAGAGUACCAAUGGCAAGGGGGCACCGCAGAAAUUUACAUACACGAAUAUUCAAUGGCGUCCAUGGUUGGGAACCGCUGGCUUUUGGUCUCCAAAAGGCAUGAUCUGGCUCUGGUACUAGGAAAUGUUGGGUGGUAGAUAUUGUAUAUUAUGUUUUACGUGAAUUCGAGUUUUACAUAAAUACAUUUAUAAUUGUAUA